UCGUACGACGGUUGACAUUUAUUGUUUCUAAGAAAAAUAUUACAAAACAGUGAUUAAGAAAACGAGUGAUUCAUGGAAUUCACGGUGUCGAAUAAGAUAAAUUUCACCACAUCAUUCGAUAGAAAAUCAACGAAUUAAACGAUGAAGAGUCGUGUUAAGAGCAACAUGAAGAAAGCCAUCUCGUUGAAUAUAGAAUCAUUUUACGACGAGACGGUGCUCUCCUGGAGUAAACGUCUCCUCGGCUUAUCCGGUUUGUGGCCGGAAAAUCAUAACGAUGUACAAUUUUUCUUCUAUAUUACCUACGUGGUGAUCUUCACUUGGUUGGAGAUGGUCACGUUGCUGCAGAACAUCGACGACCUUGAGAGAUCGUUGAAAAAUAUCACCCUAUCGUUCCCGACCAUCUUGAUAGUGCUGAAGGCCGUGAUGUUUCGAAUGAACAUGCAUCUCGUCUUACCUUUGCUGGCGCUCGUGAAAAGGGACGUGGAGCAAGGAUUGUAUCAGACGCAGGAGGAACGAAGGACGGUCGUAUGGUACAGCGUGGCCGCCACCUUAUUUUCCACCUCGUCGGCCCUGUCUUUGUUCUUCGUCCCCAUGUUGUUUUACACGAAGCCAGUCGUCGGCUGCUUUUUCUCGCAGUUCAUCAAUUGCACCCUUCCCUACGAGUUACCCAUGAAAGUGCAUAACGUUUACGAAGUGACGGAAAUGCGGACGUACACUCUCUUCUGUGUUUAUCUGAUACCAGUCAGUAUGAUGUUAACAAUCGGCGCAACCGGUGCAGACAGUCUUCUGGUGACGUUAACGUUUCACAUUUGUAGUCAGCUUUCGAUCCUGACUCAUCGAAUUAAAAACGUCGAACUCGAACCGCAAAUAUACUUUCCGAAGAUGAGAAUACUCGUCGAUCGACAUAUCGAACUUUUAAAAUUGGCGAAUAUCUUAGCUGAGACAUUCAGUUCCCUGAUGUUUGUACAAACAUUAGGACUAAUAUUCUCUUUGUGCAUUGUGGUAUAUCAGUUAUUGAUGACAAGCGAAUCUGGCGAAGAUAUGAAUACUAUACAUUUCAUAAUUUAUUCCUGUGCUGUUGUGUUAUUAGCAUUUUGCUAUUGUUUUCUGGGAGAAUGUCUAAUUAACGAGAGCAGUGAAAUGCAAUUAGCUUGUUAUUUCACUAAUUGGUACGAGUUGCCAGAUAAGUACGUGCGAUCUUUGAUAUUCUGCAUUGCUCGAUCACAGAAACCAUUGUGUUUGACUGCGGGCAAGUUCUACGUAUUUUCCCUAGAAACCUUCGGCAUUAUAAUAAAAGCAUCGAUGGCAUAUCUUUCUGUCAUGAAAAGCAUUGUUUAAAUAACUCCGAUAGUGAACUUGUUAAAUAUUUAUUAAGGGGAAUAAUUGUUAUCCAUUAUAGUGUUGCUUUGAGGUAGUUAAAAUUAUUAAACAAAUUUCAAUAAUAUUUGAUUACGCGUUUCGGGUUAAGGAGGAGGCUUUAGGGAGGGAAAAGAAAAAACGUCAACGAUGACAACAUAGAAUGACACUAAUUACUGACACCCUUCAAACUCUAUUUCAUUCCAUCAAAGACAAUCACAGUAGUCUUGUGCCAUUCUAUCCGAUCAUUGUUAAGCAUCCACAAUUUUUGGCUGAAGGAAUUGAAAAGAAAAAUUUAUUUCGGUUUAUUUCAAGAAAGAUACAGAGUGUACAACUGCCAAUGGGGAUACAAAUUAUGCUUUAUAACUCGUGCCUCGCGGUAAACAAUCAUCCGUAUUGCAACGUCGAAGCACGUGGUUGUGUGGACCCUGUCGUCGUUGUUAUCUUUUCUUUUUUACAACGACCUCGAUCCUACGAAUGGAGUAACAACUAACGCGGUUACGGUCUUCGCGAUACACCGAUAUCGCGUACGGUCUCCUUCGAGAUCCAUGCACCCACCAGCACCCACUCUCAGUGGCCAGGAACUUAAGUAACAAUGUGCAUCCUCGUGUACCCUCGAUGCUGCUGAAGAAGACGCGUACACGUUCACACACCAGUGUAUAAUAUCCCUCGAAACGAGACUCUGCAAACUGUUUUAUUUCGAACGAGAUACACGAACGAACGGUACAAUCGCGAAACAAUGGACACACUGGUAUAAUGAUAUACACCAGACCUUUCCAAUAGUCUAUGUUGUUUCUAUGGUGCUAGUUGACAUCGUGUUAACCCUUUGUCUUGGAAAAAUUCAAAUUAAAAAAGUAAUUUACAGAAUUGAAAAUGAUAAGUAGAGAAGUCUAGUAUACUAAUGUGGUAGUGUUACAGAGGGAACUCUUAAUUUGUGUCUUCGAAAUUAAAUAGAAUAAUUUUAUUUUCCAUUUUGAAGUGUCAACGUUUAAUCACCCUUAGUGAUAAAAGAGCUAAGAGAAUUUCUGAAAAGACAGUGUGUGAUUAAGGCAAUUUAAUAAUCAAAUAAUUUAUCCAAUAAUUUUAUCCAGAUCAUAUGCAUCGUGUGUACACGGGAAGGGAUGAGGGUAAUGGUGUGUUAUUGGGCGGAGUCCGUUCGGUGUAUCGCGAGGAACCUAAGCAUAUAAACACAUGAUGUAAUGUAUUCGAUGCCGUUUAGUUUCCAAUCAGACAAAUGACUCACACGUUCACAUGUUAGACACGCAGCCUCGAGGUAUUCGCGUUACUUCCACAGUUGUGUUCCAUAGAAAAUUCGUGUGUGUCACGUGUGUGCUUACGGUCUCUCGUAUAAUUAAUAUGCAACAAAUUCCCGUUUAUUGUGUGCAUGUUGGUGUUUAUCGUUAAUGGAGGCGAAUGUCCAUCAAGACAGUCUUCAAAAUUUCCUAUUCUGUACACCUCUGUUCCUAAACGAUAGUUGGCUUUGCCUUCAGCACUUUUUUUUCCUCAAGUUUUCAAUUUUUUGCUUGUAUACGAGAAAAAGACGUGUACGUGUUUCGUGUUUAUGAGUGACGUUCACCGUUUCGUUUCCCUAAUUUUUCUACGGUAUUUCGACGUUUGGUGGGUCGAGAACGUCCCAUUGACACACGGAGAGCUGCGACGUUCUCGAAAACGGAUCGAGGAGGUAAGAAUAUGCUAUAGACAUGUCUGCUUGACAUCUUUUCAAGAACAGAAGUAAUGAUUUCAUUUUUCAUGUUUCUUUUACUUUUUUGAAAUAUGAAAAUACGUGGUACUUAAUAAGUGAGGAUAAUAUUGAUGUUCACUGUUUAUUGAUCUUUUUGUAUUUAACUAUGAUGCACAUGCUUGACUAUUUUUGGUAGCUAUAAUAAUAGAUAAAUUAGCUUUUUCUAACUGUGAUAUGAUUUUUAUUAUCGAGAAGUGAAACAACGAUGAAGGAAUAAUAAUAAUUCCAUGAUAGUCGCAAAGAAAAGAUUUCGGAUGAUAGGGAAAUACAGCGCAAACCUUACGCUUGUUCUGCAUCAUUUUAUUAACAUUAUUUUAAAGUAAAAAAUUAUUUCCUGAGUACUUUCAUUGAGCAUUCUCGCCUGCCACCUAACUGACUGAAUGACUGUCGUAGAAAUUAUUUCAAGGAACUUUCAUGGUAUUCGUUGUCACGUUCGAAACGAUAGAAAUUAAUUUGAAAGAAAAUUCUUAAUUAACACGACGAAAAAGUUUCGAUCAAAGAUAUAUUUUAGUAAAUAAAGUAUUUCUUUAUGAUCGUAACUUUCCUUUAUUCUGAUUAAUAUUACAUUCAGUCAUUCAGAAAUAUCUAAAAGUUUAUGUAUUGCACCAUAAUCAAUUCGUUUUUGAAUCUCUUUUAUUAGAAAGUAUAAUUAGGGGGAGAGAAAGAUUAAUAUUCUUCAGUUUUGGGAAAAUUAGUUUUUUGCAUCGUAGUGCAUUUCGAUCGAUAAUUAACUAAGAAAAAAUGAUAAAAACUAUAAUCGACCUCAACGUAAUCACAUAAACAAAGGUACGAGAUCUUAUAAUGAUUGUACACUGAACUCGUUUAAAUAAAAGGUUCAGAGUCGUCAUAGAAAGAUGAACACAAAAUGAAGGAAAAAAUAAAAUCUUCAAUAUUCCCUUUUUUUAUUGAUCAUGAGAAGGCGAAAGAUGGAAAGAUACCAGAUCUUGAUCAAUCAGACCAAUAGACCUACUAUAAAUUUUGAGAAAGAAAUUAAAGCUAGAAGGAUAAUUAAAAGAUUAUAGCAAAGAAUAACUAAAACUGGACACAUUUGACCAGAAUAAUGAAGAAAGUUUAGACAACUAAAAUUUUAACAUAUAUCAUAAAUACGAUUAUUUGACAUCAAGAUUUAUUAAUAUAUUUUAUAGAACAUAAAAUAGAUUAAAUAUUUUUUAUUAAGAUACUAAAAUGAAUUAAGUCCCUCGGGGUUAAGGGUGGGGACGAAAGUACCUAUCAUAUAAACGAUUAAAUAAUAUUCGUUCUAAAUGGAAGUAUCAAUAAAUUGUCAAGUAUUUCCUGCAUAAGAAAUUCUUUUAUUUAAGACCUGAAAAUCUUAAUUUACAUACCUUCACGAUAAUAUCAGAACGCGGGUUCGUUUACAUUAAACCUAGAUCUCUGCAAGUCUUAAUCGUUCGUUUUGCAUAGACUUUGCUCAUUACUGUAACAAAAUUACAGAAUUAAAAAAAAAAAGAAAAAAAAACAUAAAUAACGUUUUCAUAUCGUACACGAGGUCAAACUUGACUAUAUAACGCAAAACCAGAGAAAAAUAAAAGGUUCAUUUCCUAAUUGAUCCUUAAUUUCUCACUGUACAACGUGUACGUAUACAUUCCCAAUACUGUAUAAACAGAGAAUUACGAUAUACCGACAUAAUUGACGAGAAAAAAAAAAAACGAACUAGUAUCCCCAAGAUUAUGGCGAGUAUUUA
Molecule: messenger RNA, 4799 nt
Organism: Osmia bicornis bicornis
Lineage: Eukaryota; Metazoa; Arthropoda; Insecta; Hymenoptera; Megachilidae
Product: odorant receptor 82a-like
Exons: 6
Coding region: 142-1338 (398 amino acids)
Biological process (GO): detection of chemical stimulus involved in sensory perception of smell; sensory perception of smell
Cellular component (GO): plasma membrane
Molecular function (GO): olfactory receptor activity; odorant binding
Source: RefSeq, a predicted model, not a curated record